Messenger RNA from Phascolarctos cinereus (koala), 5073 nucleotides. RefSeq names its product SUMO specific peptidase 5 (gene SENP5). Gene Ontology annotation, biological process: protein desumoylation; proteolysis. Gene Ontology annotation, molecular function: deSUMOylase activity. The record is from RefSeq and is a predicted model, not a curated record. Gene Ontology annotation, cellular component: nucleus. NCBI's taxonomy places the organism in Eukaryota, Metazoa, Chordata, Mammalia, Diprotodontia, Phascolarctidae.
GUCGCGCGGCUGUGACGCACUCAGAGCGCGCCGGCCGCGGCUAUGCCGGAGCAGAGCCGGCCGCGCCGGGCGAGGCGGGGUCUCGCGGCAGUGACGCACUCAGAGCGCGCCGGUGGCGGCGGCGGCGGCUGGGGAGAGCUCUCCGGGCCGGGGCCUGGGGCGGGGGCGGGGCGAGCCCACGUGACCCCGGCGCCGGGAUGCUCUUGGGGACCCUGCGGCCGGUGACGGAGCCGGGCCCUGGGACGAGCAUCGGGGCGCGUCGCGAGCGGGGCCGGAAGCUUUGUGUCCAGGUCCCAUAAUGCCACAGAACAAUGAAAGGCCAGCGAAGAGCUCUACUCAGCAAAAGAGGCCCCUUGCCAGCCUUCUCAGAGAAGUGGACGGCCGGGUUUGUGGGCCUUAAGAAGUUCUGCCUUUUACACGCCAAGCAAGAGACCCGGAGCACCUGGCACAGGCUGUACCGGUCCCUUCAGCGUCGGAGGAAGGCACUGCGGCUCCAGAGGAAGAGGGCCCAGAAAACAGUCCUGGCUGCCAGGGCCUGUGCCGCUCUGGCUGCUCCGCAUGGCCACGCUGUCCCUGGCACCGCGAAAAGAAAGGGCACCGUGAGCCCCCACAUCCGGGGGCACCUCAUUGGAAGCCUGCCGGGAUCCGUUGAGAACUCUGCCCAGGAAUGCCAGCCAGAGAAGGAGCUCCAGAAGGCAGCAGCUGGCUUGCCAGUAGGCAGUGUGUUGGGUCAGGCCAAUGGUUGUAGACAGAGGACCGACCACCAGGAUCCUGGUGGGCUUAGGAUAGCCAGUGGGGAGGGCCAGGUGGAGAGCAGCCCCACCUUCAUCACCUUGAGGAACCAUAAGGGAAAUGGUUGUUACUGUAGCUGCUACCAAGGGCUGGACCCAAACAGAAUGGAGCCAGAGCAGCCAUCCCUAAUUCUGGGAAGGCCCCAGUUCAGCCACCGUCGGGGGAAAAGGAUAUCACUGCUUCGGGUGUAUAAGAAACUGUCCAUGAUUAGGUUUCGGUACCGGAUCCUGAGAUCCCCACGGUUUAAAUCAAGGAGCAGAGCAUGUAAGCUUCGGAAAGGCCGGCAGCAGGGCUGGGUGCAGAAGGUCGCCAGGGACCGUCGGGACAAGCGCCAGGAAGGCUGCGAGGGGGGUGCUUGUAGCUCAUUCCCUCACUCAGGACCCAAUAGCCCCUCUCACCUCCCUCAGCCUCCCUUCCCAGAUAUGGACUGCAGUGCCCCAGGGCCUGCCGCAAAGGGAAAGAACUCAAGUAUACCCAACGGCCCCGCCAGAGGAAACCCCGGGUCGGGCCCAGAGCCUUGUGGGGGGGAGACCCUCCCCAGUCAGCAGAAUGGCAGCAUUGCCCGUGGUUGGGACCCAUCCCGCUUCACCGGACUGUCCAGUGAGAGCCUCUCGCCGGAGCCACACACCAGGGACCUUUUCAUAUCAGAAACUGAACCAGAAACCAUAACCGUGGGGCAGGAUGAUCAGGCAAGGGCCGUUGGGGGUGACAAGAUGAAGCUGCCUCUGCCUGUGCAGCCUGAGAAGGCAGCAAGUGGUAAUGAGGUCCCCGGGGAGGAGCCUGCAUCCACAAAGACUGUGCAGACGGGGAGUCCGUGCCAGAUGGAGCCUGAGGCUCCCCGCCCCCGGAACGUCUUUAGUGCCAAGUUACUGGACCACCCGUACUGUAAAAACCCCCUGGAGGCCCCCUCACAACAAACCGGACUCAAAGGGGGCCGGCAAGUGGGAAGUGGAAAGAGUGGUCAGAAAGUAUCGCCUGUGAAGGAUGAAGAGCUGUCCUCCUGCCUCUGUGGAUUCCUGGAUGAGGUGAUGAAGAAGUAUGGCAGCUUGGUCCCCCUCUGUGAAAAAGAUGUUCUUGGAAGGCUGAAAGAGGUCUUUAAUGAAGACUUUUCCAAUAGAAAGCCAUUUAUCAAUCGGGAAAUCACAAACUACCGGGCCAGGCAUCCCAAAUCUUCCAGUUGCAACUUCCGGGUGUUCUACAACAGGCACAUGCUGGACAUGGACGACCUGGCAACACUGGACGGUCAGAACUGGCUGAAUGACCAGGUAAUCAAUAUGUAUGGUGAGCUGAUAAUGGACGCUGUUCCAGACAAGGUUCACUUCUUCAACAGCUUUUUCCAUAGACAGCUGGUAACCAAAGGAUACAAUGGAGUGAAAAGGUGGACCAAAAAGGUGGAUUUGUUCAAAAAGAGCCUUCUCUUGAUUCCCAUUCACCUGGAGGUCCACUGGUCUCUCAUUACUGUGACCCUCUCAAAUCGAAUUAUUUCCUUUUAUGACUCCCAAGGCAUCCAUUUUAAGUUUUGUGUAGAGAAUAUAAGAAAGUAUUUGCUGACUGAAGCAAGAGAAAAAAAUCGACCCGAGUUUCUUCAGGGUUGGCAGACAGCUGUUACAAAGUGCAUUCCACAACAGAAAAACGACAGUGACUGUGGAGUCUUUGUGCUCCAGUACUGCAAGUGCCUGGCCUUUGAGCGGCCCUUCCAGUUCUCCCAAGAAGACAUGCCGCGCGUUCGGAGAAGGAUUUACAAGGAGCUGUGCGAGCGCCGGCUCUUGGACUGACUCGGGGUAGCGCCGCGGCCGGCCAGGCCCAGCUGACGGAGGCGCCAUGUUCCCCGGACCUCUGACCACUUCCUCAUGUUCCCAGAUGUCUCAGACCGGUGGUGUCCCACCAUUCAGCUUACCUCAACUUGGUUUUUCUCCCCUGACUUGUUUCUUCAGCUACCAUGUCAUAUUUCUUAAUGUCCAGUUUUGUUCCUUUCUAAUUUGUGGAUUUCUUUCUUGUAUUUAAUAUUUAUUAUAUGCACGCAUGCACAUAGACCAGGCAUGCAGUACAGAAUAUUAAAAACAAAAACAAACUUGUAGACUGGGUGCACCUUUUAAAUGUAGCUAGAAUGAAAUGAGCCCAGAUUUAAUAGGUAGGCUCAGAACCUAAAGAUGCAGGAUCUGUUUUCAAAUUCAGUCCAGGUGAGACCAUGCAGCUUCCCCAGGGUCCUAGAGGAGACCAGCCAGGACCAUUUCUGACACAGUCCUGAGCGAAGACCCUGGUGUUACUGGCACUCUUCUUCCUCCCUCGUCUUGUCUGAGGCUUUGAGGCCCCUCACUUGGGAAGGUGGGGAUGGAAACCCCAGGAAGGAACUGGGAGUAGGCCCACCCAUGAGGCUUCCUUAACGUAGCUGAGACCUUGUGUUAAAUUGAGCCAAAUGUUGGGCUCUUUUGUUUCUUACUGAGAGUUUGUUACUGCAUAGAUGUUACUGUAUGUGCCCUCAUCCCCUUUGUGGUAAAAACGAGGCUUCAGACACUGGAAUGACGAGACGAUGGGAUGGAUGUGAUGCUGCCCUGGCAGCGGGCAUCGUUGCAAGCCAAUGCCCAGGGGCACACUUGGGAUGGGAGGCAGUAUUGUGAAUGUGAGAGGUGUUUAAAUCAAGAAAAAUUGUGUUCAGAGAUGCCUUUUGUGCUUAAAUGGCUGAGACUUCUGGGCAAGAGGCUCAUGUGGCAGCUGAACUAAUUCCCUGGUCAUUUUUUUCUCUGUCCCUUUUUUGCAUUCCAUUUUCACAUUUGAAAAGCAGACCUGUUUGUAACAAGCCCGGUCAGGUGGGGAUUCUUUGCCAGUCAGUCCUCUAUGAGUUGCCCUCUGCCUUACGUUCGUUGCCUGGUAUGUCUCCGUAGAGAUGGAGAUGGUGAAUGAAGAUCAUUGUAUAUCUUUGCACUUCAGAAGUGCCGUGAUACUUGUUUAUGCUUGAACAUAAAUUCAUUCCUGGUUUGUUGGUUUGUUGGUUUGUUUUAAAGAAAGGAUCUCCUGGUACGUACGUGUCUAGUAAUUGAAUGGCAGGAUUUUUGCUUUUCAUAUUACAACACUAUGAUGGCCUUGAGAAGACCUGGCCUGAGGAGGGAGGGGUGUGGAGUACGUAACUUGGGUUUUCCUUUUUGUUUCUUGGCCCUGUUCAGACCUGUCAAGGCGGACCGGUCCUCGUAGGCAGGCAGCUCCAUUUCUGGGCUCUCUCAUUCAUUCCCCUGCCCUGUUAGGUAACCUUUCCCUGCUCUGACUCCCUCUACCUCAGCAUUCUUGGGGGUGUCAAGUACAAAGAGAGAUGAACCCAGCUUUGGAUGUGGAGAAAAGCAGAUCUUGCAUCUUCAGUCUGGCUCUUUGUAACGUGUCUUUACGUGAAAAGGGAGAAUAAUUAGAUGCAUGUUAACCUAUUGAGCUGUCUGUUUUGAAAGGUUAAAACAAGUCCAGUGUGUGUGUAUAGAUACCCAGAAGUUUGUAUAGAAAAGUGCUAAGUAAAUUCCAGAUUAUACUUGAAUUCAUGCCCCAGGUGUGCAUCGGGUGUUGAAAAUGAACAAAAUAAUGCAGUUUAACAUCCCCACAAGGUGCACCUGAAGGGGUGGGGGGAGCCAAAGCAGUCUCUCCUAACAGCUUAUACCCAGGGCUGCCAUGGACCAGGGGCACUUGUCCCUAGCACCAUCACCCCAGUGGUUUACAUUGGAAUCUGUUCCAUCUCCAGUCGGGUCUUGUCCCAGGAAAGAUCCCACGUCAGCAGAGUGUGGGGCAUGGGCCUGGUAGAGAGAGCCUCGUGGGUGCUGCCAGGCUGCAAGGAGGGUGAUGUCAGCAUCAGGAAAAGAAGGACAUUUUAUUAAUCAGUGUAACAAAUUGUGCUGAGUCAAUCUUGGUUUGCCUUCCAGCCUCCCCCGUGUGUUUGCCCCCCACUCUCAUAUCUACUUAUAGCUUUUCAGCACUCACAACAGUUUCUGUGGGGAAGGUUUUGCUCUCAUACCCCAAGCCUCUUUGUUGGCUAAACCAAAGCAUGACCAUUGGAUAGUCCAGAAGGCCUAUUUUACCCUCCAACCCAGAGCCCUCCAAAAGCCUCCUCUACAGUUCCAGCCUUGAGAAGGGCAGUACAGAGCCAUUCUGGCAUGACUGGAGCAGAUGCCAGGCUGUUCUUGGCCAUUACGUGGGAAAUGCCCACCACACUGUUCACAAGGUGUGCCUUUAGGGAAAAUGAACUCGAAGACCCCAGUGACAGGGGACUCUACCAGGACAGAUGACUUUUUCUUUUCCACUAAGUAG